GCCAAGCCAGUGCUUGGGACUCUGCUAUAAAUUUAGGCCUGUUUAGCCUUCCAGGAGCUCAUCCUUCUUCCACUCCUCCUGCUUUCCUCUAAGCAAAAACCCUAAUUUCUGCAUCUGAUUUCCAGUACCAAAUGGAUCCUUGCAAGUUCACGCCAUCGAGCGCUUACGACACGUCCUACACCACCACCAAUGCUGGCGGAGCGGUUUGGAAUGACGACCAGGCCCUUACUGUCGGUUCUAGAGGCCCCAUAUUGCUGGAGGACUACCACCUGAUAGAGAAGAUAGCCCACUUCGCACGCGAGCGAAUCCCGGAACGUGUCGUGCACGCUCGCGGGGCGAGCGCAAAGGGCUUCUUCGAGUGCACCCACGAUGUCAGCAACCUGACUUGCGCCGAUUUUCUCCGUUCGCCGGGCGUUCAAACUCCGGUCAUCGUUCGAUUCUCUACCGUCAUUCACGAGCGCGGCAGCCCUGAGACCAUACGCGAUCCCCGUGGAUUUGCGGUCAAAUUCUACACGCGCGAGGGUAAUUGGGAUCUGCUCGGCAACAACUUCCCCGUCUUCUUCAUUCGCGAUGGCAUCAAGUUCCCGGAUGUCAUCCAUGCCUUCAAGCCUAACCCUAGGUCUCACAUCCAGGAAUACUGGCGCGUGUUCGAUUUCCUGUCCCACCUCCCCGAAAGCCUGCAUACCUUCUUCUUCCUCUUCGAUGAUGUGGGUGUCCCCUCUGACUACCGCCACAUGGAGGGAUUCGGCGUCAACACAUACACCUUCAUUAAUCGCGAGGGCAAAUCCCACUACGUCAAGUUCCACUGGAAACCGACAUGCGGCGUUCGCUGCCUCCUCGAAGAUGAAGCCGCCGCGGUCUGCGGUCGCAAUCACAGCCACGCUACUCAGGACCUGUACGAUUCUAUUGCCGCCGGUAAUUACCCGGAGUGGAAGCUCUUUGUUCAGGUUAUGGAUCCAGACCAAGAGGACCGCUACGACUUUGAUCCCCUUGAUGACACCAAGACGUGGCCGGAGGACAUCCUGCCACUCCAGCCCGUCGGCCGACUUGUGCUCAACCGAAACAUUGAUAAUUUCUUUGCAGAGAAUGAGCAGCUGGCUUUCGGUCCAGGUCUGGUUGUGCCGGGCAUAUACUACUCCGAUGACAAAAUGCUUCAGUGCAGAGUGUUUGCUUAUGCCGACACCCAGCGUUAUCGCCUGGGCCCAAAUUAUCUCAUGCUGCCCGUCAAUGCGCCCAAAUGCGCUUUUCAUAAUAAUCAUUAUGAUGGCGCCAUGAACUUUAUGCAGAGGACUGAGGAGGUGGAUUAUUACCCAUCAAGGCAUGCUCCCCUGAGGCAUGCAGACAGGGUUCCUAUUCCGUUGCGCCCACUUAGAGGAAAGCGUGAGAAGAUCAUAAUUGAGAAACAAAAUGAUUUCAAGCAAUCAGGGGUGAGAUACAGAAGCUGGGCUCCUGAUAGGCAGGAGAGGUUCAUUCGUCGCUGGGUUGAGGCUUUGGGACAUCCCAAGGUUAGCCAUGAGCUCAGGAGUAUCUGGGUCGGCUAUCUGACUCAGUGCGACGCUACUCUGGGACAGAAGGUUGGCAGCAACCUCAAUGUGAAGCCGAACAUGUAAUGAUGUUAAAUGUGAAGGCAAAGCAGACUAAGCACCCAAUAAAGAAUAUGAGCUUCUUCAGCCCUUUAGAAUAAGGCCAAGUACCAUGUAGCCAUCUUGAUCAUAUAAGAAAGCUUCAAUGCUUGAAGUUUCUUUGUUCUUGUUUGCUUUUGUGGUGUGGUUUGAUAAAUGAACAAUGUUGGAAUUAAUCAUGUAGAAUAUCCUUGGGCAAUGCAUUUGAGUGUAAUAGUUGAUUUUAUGAAUUUUUGUUGGAUAAUGUGUAUGUUCAAAAUGCAAUUAUGUUCA
Messenger RNA from Phalaenopsis equestris, 1895 nucleotides. Its product is annotated as catalase isozyme A. The transcript is spliced from 9 exons. The record is from RefSeq and is a predicted model, not a curated record. Gene Ontology annotation, cellular component: cytoplasm; peroxisome; plasma membrane. Bases 132 to 1610 code for a protein of 492 amino acids. NCBI's taxonomy places the organism in Eukaryota, Viridiplantae, Streptophyta, Magnoliopsida, Asparagales, Orchidaceae. Gene Ontology annotation, molecular function: catalase activity; heme binding. Gene Ontology annotation, biological process: hydrogen peroxide catabolic process; response to hydrogen peroxide.